Molecule: messenger RNA, 1792 nt
Organism: Nematolebias whitei (Rio pearlfish)
Lineage: Eukaryota; Metazoa; Chordata; Actinopteri; Cyprinodontiformes; Rivulidae
Product: ubiquitin-conjugating enzyme E2 D2
Exons: 8
Coding region: 374-820 (148 amino acids)
Biological process (GO): ubiquitin-dependent protein catabolic process; protein polyubiquitination
Cellular component (GO): nucleus
Molecular function (GO): ubiquitin conjugating enzyme activity
Source: RefSeq, a predicted model, not a curated record
UAUGUAGGCAGUCGCUAGUUACCCAACGCCAUCGAUCGAAACUAAAAGGAGGCGAGCGCUCUUGAUCAAGAAACUCGACUUGAUAUACGCACUUUAUUCAGCUUCAGCAGUGAACGGGAAGAACUUUAUAUAGAGAGUUGAAACUGCGCAGAAUUAGUCGUCGAAAGAGUGCGUUACGUUUGGUUUGUUAGCCGCUCUACGCACGUAGGUUUAGCCCGCUAGCUAGCAGGCUAACAGCGCUAGCGAGAGAAAGAAAGGCCGUCGCGUUGACCCGGCCUCGAUUAUUUAUUAAAGGAAAUCACCCUGGCAUAUCACUGCUACCCCCUGUAGUGGUUGGAUCGGAAAACGUUAAAGACGAGAACAUCUUGAGAGGAUGGCUCUGAAAAGAAUUCACAAGGAACUGAAUGACCUGGCUCGUGACCCUCCAGCCCAGUGCUCAGCUGGGCCAGUGGGUGAUGACAUGUUUCACUGGCAAGCCACGAUCAUGGGACCUAGUGACAGUCCAUAUCAGGGGGGAGUUUUCUUCUUGACAAUUCAUUUUCCAACAGACUACCCUUUCAAACCACCCAAGGUUGCAUUUACAACAAGAAUUUACCACCCAAAUAUUAACAGUAACGGCAGUAUCUGUCUGGAUAUUCUCAGAUCGCAGUGGUCUCCUGCACUUACUAUUUCUAAAGUUCUUCUCUCAAUUUGCUCACUCUUAUGUGACCCAAAUCCUGACGACCCACUAGUGCCAGAGAUUGCACGAAUCUACAAAACAGAUAGUCAGAAGUACAAUAGACUAGCUCAGGAGUGGACAACAAAGUAUGCCAUGCUUUAGGCGGAUACAUCAAAAUGGCAAAAGAAUGGACACAAAAAUACGCAAUGUGAUGGCACAGGUUGGAAAGCAAGUGGAAAAUGUUGCUGGUUCAAACUUAAAAUUAUGGGAUUUUGUUUUCUUUCUUUUUUUAAAAAACAUUUUUGUUAAUGCAUCUUAUUUGCCCCCCUCUUUUUUUAUAUUCCUCCUGUGUGCUCAUAAGACGAUAAUGAGGUUUUUUUGUUGUUGUUCCUUCUAGGUUAUAUACCAGUUUCUGUAAAAUUGCAAUUCCCUUUUGAGUUUAAGGUUCAACACAGCGUGAGCGUGCUUCAAGUUCCUCAACCACAAAUUGAUCCAAAUAUUUUACACAUGUUUAGGACUCUGCAGCUGGUCUCCUGAGACUUUGUCUAAUCAAACCCAUGAUGAUCCAGUUUCUUACUUUUAACUGGGUCUCCAAGAGCACUUGAAGCAAAGCAUGCAUUUUAACUAUUUGGUUUCAAAUUGGCAUAGUCCUGCUGCAUUUGAUAUAAAACUGGAAUUUGUGAGUGAAAAGAGUGAAAGAAAAUUAACUGUUCUCUGCCUCAAGUGGUGUGGCAUGAGUCUGUUCUGAUCGAUGGUGUACGAGCUGAUAUUUAAUGAGAAACGUCUUAUUCCACUUUCCAAGUGUGUACAGAGAAGCUCAGUGGUAUAUAUCAUUAAGGAAACAAAAAUAUAAGAACUUCAAUGUUGUAUUUUAUGCAUGUUAAUAAAGGUAGGCUAUUCUAUGAUGUUUCUGCAAAUAAAAUGAAGGUUGAAUCAUUGGAGGAAAGAAAUUGGUUUCCCAUAAAAGUUUUUUACUUUAAUUUUUUUCUUUAGAAGCCAGUAGAUAAGCAGCUUUCUGCCCACUUGAACACGGUCUUCUUGUAGCCCUGAAAUAUUGAUACAAAGCUAAUGGUUGACGAUCAACUUGUGGCUUUCUUUUUAGUUUUCCCUCCAAUAAAGUUACUACAACCAUAA